AUGGGCCCGCCGGGGGCUGCGGCCUUGACCGUGCUCAUGGCGGCGGCGAUGGCGGCGGGGCCUGCGCUGGGGCUGCGGCUGCGGGGCCGGCACCGGGCCCCCCGCGGCGGCACCGGGGCGCUGACGGCGGCGGGAGGCGAGGCCUGCGGCGGCCUGCGCGGGGUCCCGGCGGCCCUCGGCAACAACACGCACCAGUUCAUCUUCGACGACCUCAGCAGCUCCGUGUCCCUGUCCUGGGUUGGUGACAGCACUGGGGUGAUCCUGAGCUUCGGGCAAUCCAAACUGUACCGGAGUGAGGACUAUGGGAAAAGCUUCCAGGACAUCUCCAGCCUCAUCAACAACACCUUCAUCCGCACCGAGUUUGGUGUGGCCAUCGGGCCCGGCAACUCUGGGAAGGUGAUCCUGACGGGGGACGUCUCCGCUGGGAGCCGCGGGGGCCGCAUCUUCCGCUCCCUGGAUUUUGCCCGGAAUUUCAUCCAGACGGAUGUGCCCUUCCAGCCGCUGGUGCAGCUCAGCUACAGCCCGCGGGACCCCGAGUGCCUGCUGGCGCUCAGCACCGACAACGGGCUCUGGGUCUCCAGGGAUUUCGGGCACAAAUGGGUCCUGAUCCACAGAGCGGUGUGCUUGGCCAAGUGGGGUGCGGAUGGGACCAUCUUCUUCACCACCUUCCUGAACAACUCCUGCAAAGCUGACCUGGGCUUCCUGGAGCUCAGGAAAACCUCGGACCUGGGCUCCUCCUUCAAGGUCAUCGGCACCAGGAUCUACUCCUUCGGCCUGGGGGGGCGCUUCCUCUUCGCCUCCGUUAUGACAGAGCAGGGGACCACGAGGCGCAUCCACGUCUCCCUGGACCAAGGGGAGAGCUGGAACAUGGCCCAGUUGCCCUCCGUGGGGCACGAGCAGUUCUACUCCAUCCUUGCUGCCAACGAGGACCUGGUCUUCAUGCAUGUGGAUGAGCCAGGAGACACGGGCUUCGGCACCAUCUACACCUCGGAUGAGCGCGGCAUCGUCUACUCCAAGUCCCUGGAGCGGCACCUUUACACCACGACGGGGGGGGAGACCGACUUCACCAACAUCACCUCCCUGCGCGGCAUCUUCAUCACCAGCGUCCUCUCCGAGGAUAACUCCAUCCAAUCCGUGAUCACCUUUGACCGGGGGGGGCAAUGGGUGCCCCUGCGCAAGCCCAAGAACACCUCGUGUGACUCCAUGGCACGGAGCAAGGAUGAGUGCAGCCUCCACAUCCACGCCUCCUACAGCAUCUCCCAGAAGCUCAACGUGCCCAUGGCACCGCUCUCGGAGCCCAACGCCGUCGGCAUCGUCAUCGCGCACGGCAGCGUCGGGGGGGCUAUCUCGGUGAUGACCCCCGAUGUGUACAUCUCCGAUGAUGGGGGCUACACGUGGGCACGGAUGCUGGAGGGACCGCACCAUUAUUCCAUCCUGGACUCGGGGGGCCUCAUCGUGGCCGUGGAGCACAGCAGCCAACCCAUCAACACCAUUGAGUUCUCCACGGACGAGGGGCAGUGCUGGUACCGGUACCCAUUCUCCAAGGAUCCCAUCUUCUUCACGGGGCUGGCGUCGGAGCCCGGGGCCCGCUCCAUGACCGUCAGCGUGUGGGGCUUCCGCGGCAGCUUCUUCUUCCGCAAGUGGGUCUCCUACACCAUUGACUUCAGCGAGCUGCUGAGCAGGGCCUGUGAGGACAAGGAUUACACCAUCUGGCUGGCGCACUCCAGCGAUCCCGGUGACCCCAGCGACGGCUGCAUCCUGGGCUACAAGGAGCAGUACCGGCGGCUGCGCAAGUCCUCGGUGUGCCGCAACGGCCGCGACUACGUGGUCACCAAGCAGCCGUCCGUGUGCCCCUGCACGCUGCAGGACUUCCUCUGUGAUUUCGGGUACUUCCGCCCUGAGAACCAAUCCGAGUGCGUGGAGCAGCCGGAGCUGAAGGGCCACGACCUGGAAUUCUGCCUCUACGGCCGCCGGGAGCUGCUCAGGACCAGCGGGUACCGGAAGAUCCCUGGGGAUAAAUGCUCCGGAGGGGAGAGCCCGGCGCGGGAGGAGACGGACAUGAAGAAGAAAUGCACCAGCAACCUGCUGAGCCCCAGCCCGCUGGCCGCCCCCCGCAGCCCCACUGCUGCUGUCCUGGCUGUGGGCACCGCGCUGCUGCUCACCGCGGCCAUCACCGUGAUUCUGGUCAAGAAAUACGUGUGUGGGGGCAGGUUCCUGGUGCAGCGUUACUCGGUGCUGCAGCAGCAUGCAGAGGCCAAUGAUGCAGAGACCAUCGAUGCGCUGGGCCCCCCCCCGCCUGCCAAACCUGGGUACCACGAUGACUCCGAUGAGGAUCUCUUGGAAUAGCGGCGCUGAUGCUGAGGACACAGGGAUGCUGCAAAGGCAGGACCUGCCCCCCC
Neopsephotus bourkii (Bourke's parrot) is the source of this 2399-nucleotide messenger RNA. Its product is annotated as sortilin-like. The transcript has 20 exons. The record is from RefSeq and is a predicted model, not a curated record. NCBI's taxonomy places the organism in Eukaryota, Metazoa, Chordata, Aves, Psittaciformes, Psittacidae. Gene Ontology annotation, cellular component: Golgi apparatus; membrane. Gene Ontology annotation, molecular function: protein binding. Gene Ontology annotation, biological process: vesicle organization; Golgi to endosome transport; endocytosis. The coding region runs from base 1 to 2346 and encodes 781 amino acids.